AUGCCGCGCCUAUACCACCGUACGCAGCUUGGUCUGCCGAUCAAGAGAGCGAUUUGCGAGCACCACGUCGAAAACCCUCAUCUGCGCCAUGUUGACCUCGCCCGGUGGUGCUUCACCAGGUUCGGAAUCCGCCCCGACCGCUGCACUAUUGGUCGCGUUCUUAAGGGCGCCGACCGUUGGGUGCGCCCUGAUGCCGACGCCGGCAACAUUCGCGUCCGUGGGGGAGCUUACCCGGUGCUCGAGCGCGCCAUGGCCCGGUGGAUUGCCAAUGCGGGACCCGCUGGAGUCCCGCUCACUCUCGCCACCAUUCGCGACCACAUCGCGAAUAUGGCACAGGCGAACGGUGCCCCGUCUACAUUUCGCUGCUCCAUCGGCUGGGUUUGUCGCGCGCUGCGCCGUCAGGGCGUUCGGUGCAUGAGCGCGGUCGGCAAGGCGGCCGACCAGGAUAUGAAUGCUCUACGAACGACCAAAGAGAAGUUGCCGCAGCUGUUGAUGCACCUGGCCGUGACUCCCGCCAACCCUUUUAAUUUUGAUGAAACGGCACUGUACAUUUCGAUCCUAGCGCGGAAGACCUACGGGAGCGUGCGCACGGCCGGCCGCAAAAUCGCCAAGCAGCGCAUGACCGUCGGCUUCCUUGUCAACGACGACGGUACCCGAGUCUUCAAGCCCCUAGUCAUCUCUAAGUCUAAGCGACCCCACGACUUCCGCCCCGAUUACAACCCCGAGGAGUACUGCUACUGGCGCCACAAUGCCAAGGGGUGGAUGACUAGCAAUUUGUUCAAACAUUUCAUCGAGCAACUCGACACUGCUAUGUACGUCGAGGGCAAGAAGAUAGUGGUGCUUCUGGACAAUGCAAGCAGCCGCACCCUCAAGACCGAAGGCGCAACCAGGGAGGACAUGUUCGGCUUUUGCACGGUGGCGCUCGGGAAAGUUCUGCUCGUGUACCUGCCGCCGAACACGACCUACUUCACCCAGCCCCUUGACCAGGGGCUUAUUUCCAUGGCGAAGGCGCGGUACCGCCAGCACUGGCUCCGCGCCUUCACCGGCAUGUGGACGGCCGAUGGUGCCACAUCUGCGGUGGCUCCCUUCAAGCCCAACAUGCGGGCUGUGGUUGAGUGGUUGAACGACGCGUGGAUGAACCUUCCCCCACGCGCCAUCCAGCGCUGUUGGUGGCGCACAGGAUGCCUCCCGCGCGUCUGGGCCCUCUCACUCCCUCACGUGGAAACCGGCCCCCGCAACAACGGCGGCACGGUGGUUGAUGGAGCGGAUGGGACCGAGAUCGGCCUGGAUGAGGAGGUCAACGACGUUGGCCUCCUCAUCGACUGGCUCUGCCUCGAUCCAAGCGCGAUGGCAGCCGAGGCUUUUGUAGGGAUUGAUGACAAUCAGCCCACGUGCGCCGAACCCGGCGAGGAUCCGCUUGCGAGGGAGCCGUUGCCCCGCGAUGCUGCUGUAAUGUGGGAGGCGCCGUCAAACAUGCAGCACGUGUACCACGAUAGCAACCCCGCAUUCGCGAGGCUCGUCGCACCGCGCGCGCGGCGUGCGAGAUGUUGA
Closterium sp. Naga37s-1 is the source of this 1551-nucleotide messenger RNA. Lineage: Eukaryota; Viridiplantae; Streptophyta; Zygnematophyceae; Desmidiales; Closteriaceae. The record is from the annotation of a GenBank genome assembly.